Brassica napus (rape) is the source of this 348-nucleotide messenger RNA. Its product is annotated as mavicyanin-like. Gene Ontology annotation, cellular component: plasma membrane. The transcript has a single exon. Bases 1 to 348 code for a protein of 115 amino acids. NCBI's taxonomy places the organism in Eukaryota, Viridiplantae, Streptophyta, Magnoliopsida, Brassicales, Brassicaceae. Gene Ontology annotation, molecular function: electron transfer activity. The record is from RefSeq and is a predicted model, not a curated record.
AUGGCUUGGAUCAAUAGCAAACUUUUCUUCACUUCUCUUAUGAUUCUUGUGGCACUUAUUGGGGUUGGAGUAGGAGGAACGGUUCACAAAGUCGGCGACUCGAGCGGAUGGACCAUGAUGGGUGUGGAUUACCAAGCUUGGGCUUCUUCAAGAACUUUUCAAGUAGGAAACUCACUGGUCUUCGAAUACAACAACGAGUUCCACGACGUCACUGAAGUCACUCCCCAUGAUUUCGAGCUAUGCUACUCGUCUAAUCCGUUAGCGAGGUACCAAACUGGAUCAGACACGGUAACUCUAACCAAACGAGGAUUUCAACACUUCAUAUGCGGAGUUCCUGGUCACUGCUGA